UGAAUUUUGACAAUCCAAAUUGGGAAUAAGAUUUUUGACAGUGCUAGAGCAGAUUGGGAAUAUUCUUUUCGCAAAUUAAAUUUGUGAAGAAUUUUAACUAACACAAUAAAUAAAGAUGUUGUCGCAAUCAAUUUUGUCCAGUGUACGCGUGCUGCGCACCGAGGCUCGCCGUAGCAUCGGCAUUAUGGCACCAGCGCUCAACAAGGUCUCAGACCCUAUUCAACAGCUUUUCUUGGACAAAGUGCGCGAUUACAAGAAAAAAAGCAGUGGUGGCAAACUCGUAGAUGCCACUCCAGAAAUCGAACGAGAGUUGAAAAACGAGCUGGAGCGUGUUGCAAAACAAUACGGUGGUGAUGGAAAGGUCGACAUGACUAAAUUCCCCGAAUUCAAAUUCCCUGAGGUCAAAAUCGAUCCCAUCACUCAAACCCUCUAGAUUUAUUUAAUAUUUCUUACAAUGCAAAUUCCCUAUGCUGCUUGUGAUCAAUUACAAAUGUAGUAGCAAGAAGUUUUCCGUGUUUGCUGUUGUUUGAUAAACGAUUUAUUUCAUUAUGGUAUUUAACGAAAAAACGCCUCAUAAUGGUAGAAAUAAAAAACAGUUGGGGAACACGCUUAACA
Messenger RNA from Ceratitis capitata (Mediterranean fruit fly), 615 nucleotides. RefSeq names its product ATP synthase-coupling factor 6, mitochondrial (gene ATPsynCF6). Gene Ontology annotation, molecular function: proton transmembrane transporter activity. Bases 116 to 433 code for a protein of 105 amino acids. Gene Ontology annotation, biological process: proton motive force-driven ATP synthesis. Lineage: Eukaryota; Metazoa; Arthropoda; Insecta; Diptera; Tephritidae. The transcript has 3 exons. The record is from RefSeq and is a predicted model, not a curated record.